Messenger RNA from Vicugna pacos (alpaca), 7839 nucleotides. Lineage: Eukaryota; Metazoa; Chordata; Mammalia; Artiodactyla; Camelidae. The record is from RefSeq and is a predicted model, not a curated record.
CCCUGCAUUAGCCCAGGACCAUGUGGGCCUGGGCACUGUGGAUGCUCCCUCUACUCUGCAAAUCUGGCCUGGCAGCUCUGCCAGCUAAGCCUGAAAACAUUUCUUGUGUCUUAUACUAUAUGAAUAAUUUUACUUGCACAUGGAGUCCAGAGAAAGAAGACAAUUCUACAUCAUAUAUAGUUAGCAGAACUUACGCUUAUGGACGUAAAAGGGAUACACGUAGUCCUCCAAGUGAAAAUGGUACUUCAUGCUCUUUUUUUCUUCCAAAUAUAACAAGACCAGAUAUUUAUACCAUUCAAGUGGAAGCUCGAAAUGCAGAUGGUGUCAUUCAAUCUGAUAUAACUCGUUGGAAUUUAGAUACCGUAAUUAAAACCGAGCCACCCAAGAUUUCCAGUGUGAAACCAGUUUCGGGUGUUAAACGAAUGGUUCAAAUAAGAUGGAUGAGGCCUGUAUUGGCACCUAAGUCAUCUAAUUUUAAAUACAUACUUCGAUUCAGAACAGUAAACAGUACCCACUGGGUGGAAGUCAACUUCACUGAAAGAGAAGUGGGUAAAGAAGCAGCAUACAACCUCACAGGGCUGCAGGCUUUUACCGAGUAUGCCGUAGAGCUGCGCUGUGUGACUGAGGAGUCAAGGCUGUGGAGUGACUGGAGCGAAGAAAAAAGGGGAAUAACUGAGGAAGAAGCUCCACAUGGCCUGGAUCUGUGGCGAGUCCUGAGACCAGCCAGGGUGGAUGGAAGAAGGCCAGUGAAGUUGUUGUGGAAGAAGGCAAAAGGAGCCCCUGUCCUGGAAAAAACACUUGGCUACAACAUAUGGUACUUUCCAGAAAACAGCACUAACCUCACAGAGACUAUAAACACCACUAACCAGCAGCUUGAACUGUAUCUGGAAGGCAAGGCCUACUGGAUAUCUGUGACUUCUUAUAAUUCUCUUGGAAAGUCUCCAGUAGCCACUAUGAGGAUUCCAGCUGUUGAUGAAAAGUCGGUUCAGUGCAUCACAGCCAUGCAGGCUUGCCUUACUCAGGACCAGCUGGUGGUGGAGUGGCAAAGCUUCACUCUGAAGGUGGACAAAUGGGUGGUUGAGUGGGUCCCAGAUUUGGACUCAGAGCCCUCACUCAUUUCCUGGGAAUCUGUGUCUCAGGCCAAGAACUGGACAAUAAAGAAAGAUGAAUUAAAACCUUUCCAGUGCUACAACAUCUCUGUGUAUCCAAUGUUGAAAGACCAAGUGGGUGAACCAUAUUCCAUCCAGACUUAUGUCAAAGAAGGUGCUCCAUCAAAAGGUCCCAUGACCAAGGUGGAGAACAUUGGGGUGAAGACAGUCACAAUUACAUGGAAAGAGAUUCCCAAGAACAAAAGAAAUGGUUUCAUCAGCAACUACACCAUAUUCUACCAAGCUGAAGAUGGAAAGGAAUUCUCCAAGACAGUCAAUGCCAGCAUCCUUCAGUAUGACCUGGAGUCCCUGACACGGAAGACCUCUUACACUGUUCAGGUCAUGGCCAGCACCAGUGCUGGGGGAAUCAAUGGCACCGAGAUAAACUUCAAGACAUUGUCAAUUAGUGUCUUUGAGAUUUUUCUUACAGCUUCUCUGGUUGGAGGAGGCCUUCUUAUUCUCAUUGUCCUGAUGGUGGCAUAUGGUCUCAAAGCACUCAACAAAUUGAAGCAGCUAUGUUGGCCUGCUGUCCCCAACCCUGCCGAAAGCAGUAUAGCCUUGUGGCAUGGAGGUGAUUUCAAGGGUAAGCUAAAUCUGAAGGAGUUUGAUGACUCUGUGAACACAGAAGACAGGAUUCUAAAACCACGUUCUGCCUCCAGUGACCUUAUUGACAAGUUGGUGGUGAACUUUGAGAUUUUUCUGGAAGAGGUUUCCACAGAGGAGCGUGGAAAGGGUCAGGAAAGCAUCUGGGGAGGGGAAGAGAAUGAGUACGUGACCUCUCCCUAUAGGCCUUAUUGUCCCCCCUUUUCACCUGAGAUCCCACCGGAAAAGUUCCAACACCCGUGUUCCGGAAUGCCAGAGGGAAGCAGCUCAGAAGUCAGAGAGCAACUUCUCCCCUCUGCCCAAAGUUUAGGGCCAGACCAUCUCUGCGAGGAAGGAGCACCAAAUCCAUACUUGAAAAAUUCAGUGACAGCCAGAGAAUUUCUCGUGUCUGAAAAACUUCCAGACCAAACUCAAAGAGAAUUCUAAGAGCUGCCGUGGCUUGAAUCCCUUUUCACGUCAGUGUGGGUGACUCUUGCAGAGAGAUGGUAUCAGGACUUGCCUAGAAGAGCUGCCUUGGUGUUUCCCCGUCCUGCUUGUGUUGGAGCCUCGCACAGCCCCGAGCGGCUUUUUGAGCUUGGUCGGCACGAACAUGUAGCUUGCUUGAGAAGAAAGGAUGGUGACCAGCCUGAGCACUUUGCAGAGAAAAAGCCAUUUAUUUUCUUUUGUUCAGAUAGCGAGCUCUCACUGAGGCCUAUGACAGAUUGACUUGGAGGGGUGAUGGGUCCUGGAGGUGGAUAAAUCUGGUCUUCCCUAAGAAUUGGGCCGUGGGCGCAGCCUUUGCUGGGGUUGCUCCUCACGGCUUCAGGAGAGACUCUGCCCGUUGCCGGAAGACAAUUGUUUAGUCAGCGUUGUGUGCUCUGGUGGGAGGUGAGGGUUCUCUCCCUUCAACUUGACCUCCCAGGCUCCAGGCUCCACCUCUAGGGUAGCACCGACAUCACGUCAGAGCUUAUGCUUCUCUCUCAACAUGGGGCGGGAAGUGCUGGGGCCUUCCUGAUGGCACACCUGAAAUUCCUCUUUAUCUUCUUUAAAUCUCCCUUGGCCCACUCCACAUUGGAUGGAGGAAUGAGGGAGGGCCUCAGCAGGGCACAGGAAUGGACUCUCCCUGGACCAGCACGUCUGCCUCACCCUCCAGGCCAUUGCCCAGCCCUGGAAACCGUAUCCGGAGGCCCUCGCUGCCCCUCUGUCUUGUACCCAAGCCUGGGAAUAGAAAAGCACCAAAGACUGCCGUGGCUUUUUACAGGGACUCUGUCCGACCCCUCAUGGUAGCUCAGAUCCCAGGGACACACCCUACAAAGACCUCUUCCCAGAAGCAGCUGUGCAGGACCUGGGGACAUGCAAUGCUUAGCAACUCUGCUGCUCCACCACAGGGCUCCUCUGCCUUCACCCGGCAAGGCUCAGUUAGUGGAGCCUUUAGCAUAGGUGCUGAUGGUGGGAUUCAGCUGCCAGCACCUUGGAACUUAGGGCUGGCACCCUGACCACAGUGACAUCAGAUGACUUCCUAACGUGCAGCUGUGUCUCUUCUGGCCAUUGGGGGAGGCUGCUGAGAGCCUGGUGAGAUGGGGCAGCUGGGAGCAGCGGGCCAGGCACUUGCGAGAGGGAAAGGCUGACAAUGGUUUUCUCCUGGGAGAGUUUGAGAAGUCAGUGUGUAUGUAGCGGCACAAACUUCAUGAGCCACUGGCUCAGACUUGCAAACCAUUGCCUUACUUUCUAUAACCCAAACUAAUUUCUAGUCAAAGCCCCUGACCUUUUGAAGUAACCACAGCUCGAUUUGGUGAUUUCUGUCGCUUUGGGUAUGUAACUCAUUCACAUUCGGAAUUUUGACGCCCCAUCCACCCUGGCACUGGCUCUGAGCGCCGGAAGACAUUCAGAGAAGCGCAGGCUUUGUCUCUGGUUUGUUGUCUGCCCAGAGUUGGUCUUGGGAGGUGCCUUUGGCCCCACCUGUCCCUGUCAAGUCACCUGCCACUUUCCUCAGCCAACGGCCGCAUCCUUACUGUGGGCACGAGUUGGGGGAUGCUUUCCCAAAGCUCUCUCCUCAUUAAAUCUCAUGUCUACAGCACCCCCUGCCCCCCAAAUUCAUCACUCUUAGUUUACAGAACAGUGACUACUUAUCAACCAAGGAAUGAGGGAGGCCUGGGCACGGUACUAGGGACCCUGUAUCCUGGGAGCAGAAGGGGACCAAACAAAAGGGAUACACUGGAUUUCUGGUUGUAGUGGGCUCUUUCUGCACUGAUACCUCCCCCACCCCCAACUGUGGUGACUUGGGCAAUUCUUUGAGCCCCCCGUCCCCCAGAGAUCCAGAUGGGGCUCUUUCCACCCUGCCUUUGAUUCGUGAGCUUAUAGGAGGUUCUAGCUUUGUACCCCUCAACACUUCUCUCUCACCUGUGCCCCUCUGCCACCUCCAGCUGAGGGGUCUUCUCAAAGUCUAUGUGAAGUGGGCAGGGGAGGGGCGUUCCCAGAGUUUGUCUCCCUAAUCCUGUCUAUCUCACACCUGGAUGAGGCUUUUGAACCUAAGAUCCAAGAAUUUGAUGGCUGAAGAGAGAGAAGAGGUCCCAGAUGGCUCCUGUGAGUGGAUUUCAGAGAUGAAGAUGUAACCCUCUGCUCUCUCUCCCAUGAUCAUUCGUGAAAGCCCGAACCAUCUCAUGGACAGUUUGCAAAUACCACAGCCCUGCUGUUUCAUUUCUUCUUCCGAUUUCUUACUUUCCUUUAUGUUUCCCAUUUUCUACUCCCUUUUUCCCCACCACUCCCAGUAGCUUUUUAUCUUUUUAACUCUUUUUUCCCUUUUUAUCCCUUUUUGUCCUUCUCAUCAGCCCCCUGUUAUCAUUUUCCAUAUUUACUUUGGCUGCCUUGGAGGGUGAGGGAGAUUGAGGCUCUCUGUUUUGUUUGAGAUGCCCAGGCUAAUCUCAUAGGAGUCAGCAUUUCCUGCCAGUAAGAGCUGCAGUUUUCUUAGGAACCCCAGGAGCUCAUUCAGCAGGCCACACACUGCUCUCCAGAGCAGAUCACAGGACACCAGCCUAAGAGAAGCCACAGUGACCAUCCUCUCCUGGGAUAUAGUCACAGACUGUCCCCACUCCCAGUGUCCUGUGUUGCCUCUGCAUCCGGAAAAGGCCACCUGCGUCUUCUCUGUGACUGUCAAAAAGACACUGAGAGGAUGCAAACAGGAAAACAUGUGUUUUAGCAUGGUCAUUAAAAACUGAUAAAAUUCCUGUUAGAGUUCCCAGGGCUCUGGGAACCAUGCAGACAGUUAAUGUUAGUGUCCUAUUAAUAGCCUUUCUCUUACAAUAAUACCAGAAAAAAAUUACAAGAAUAGCAGAGAAGCCAAUCUUUGUUUAAAAAAAAGAUAACUUCAUUCUGAUUCCUCAGGAGGCUGCAACAAAACACACAGUAGAAGCAGCAUGUGGGGUGGUGGUCCAGGUGGGGGUGCUGGAGGGGUCUGGCGUGGCUUCACCCUCCUGUGGGGAAAGCCUGUACUGGGCUGCCAGGCCUCCCCGUGGGCGUUCGGGCGCCCUUUGUGGCGCACCCCUCUCCCCGGUUAUCGGUUAUCACAGCUGCUGUAUACACACUUCACUCCAGGGGUCUGCCACUCGGCUCUCAGGCCAAAUCUGGGCUCUGUUUCUGUAGGGCCAAUGAGCCAAAAAUGAUACUGACAUUUUUAAAGGCUGGAAGACAAAAUCAGAGGAAGAAUCAUGUUUAAUGACAUGGGAAAAUUUGAUAGAAUUCAAAUUUCAGUAUCCAUCAACGAAGCUUAAUUGGAACACAGCCAUGCUCAUCCUUGUCAUGUCAUCUGUGGCAGUUCCCCACCACCACCACAAAGGCAGGACCCAGUAGUUGUGACAGUUUUUCCCACAAAGCCUAAAGUGGUCACCAUCUGGCCCUUGUCAGAAAAAGCCUGCUGGCCUGCCCCUGUGUAGCCCACAGACUUGAGGCUCAGACUGAAUUAGCUGCUAAUGAAAAAAGAAACCCGGUUAUGUCAUUUUGGAUUUCAGACUGAGUAAGGUUGGCCCCCUUAGAAGGGCACAACUCCUUGGAUCCCCCCAGACCUCACCACUCCCUAUCCGCUGCCCACUGCUAAGCUGGAGAAUCAGUGGCUAUCACUUACUCCACUUUGUCUCCCAUCCCCCAACUGUCAGACAUUUGGCAAUGCCUGGAGGUAUUUUGGGAGGGUGGUGUUGCUGGCAUCUAGGGGGUAGAAGCCCGCACUGAUGGUAGUCACCCUACAAUGCACAGAUCAGCCCCUGCAUCAAUGAAUGAUCUGGCUCAAGGUGUUGGUAAUGCCCAAGUGAGGAAUCCUGGCUGAGCUAACCCUUGCCUGGACCCACAGCACUUGCUGUGGGUGCUCCUCAGCAUCCAGACAUAGCAUCUCUCUAAUUGUGUCUCUUUCUUUUUGUAAAUUUAAAUUUUAUUUUGGACUCAGCUUUACAACAACAUCAACAAAAAUUUCUACCAAUUAUUUACAUCAUUCUUAAUUCACUCCUGAUAUGAUCUAUGUGUCCCUACACACGUUUUCAUCCAAUUGCAAGUUAUAUAUUCAUUCUAUCGUAUUCUCCCUUUGCUUUCACUUAUUAUUUUGUGUAUAAAAUUCUGUGCAUGAGCAUAGUUUAUAGUGGACACACAGAAUCCCGCGGCCUGCCUGCCUGCCUGUUGUGGUUUGCUAAGGGUUGUUUUGAAUGUCCUCCUCGUAUAGAGAGCAACUUCAGUAAACAUCAUGGCACAAAAUUUUCUUUUCCCAACUUUGUCUUCAUUCCUCCGGGCUGUUUCCAAAGGUGGAAUUGCUGGGUCAAAGUUUCAUGGUCAUUGUCACAUAUUGUGCAAUUCUAUCCCUCAGAAAGCUACACUGAGUUGCAAUAUCACGAGACAUGUCUUUGUCCUUUGCCACUGGUAAUCAGCUGUUCACUGCUGUACACUGAAUUUCGUCGAUCUGUAUGGUUAAUGGCACUUCGUGGUUAUUUGUAUGGCUUAAAUCACGGGGAAGCUAAAUUUUUCCCAUUUAUAUUUUACUGUCUGCAUGUCCACCUGUUGACUUACAGAAUCUUUUACUUCUAAGCUCCCCGGGGCGUUGAGAGACCAGCUGAGCUUCUAGGAAUGAGAGGCACACAGUAGGACUUAGAACAACUGAUGGAUUUUGUCAUUUGGCUGCCUCUUUAAAAUAUGUGGGUUUUGUAGGGCAUUUUAAAGGAGACAUUGCAUGCUGAUGUAUUUCAUUAAUUGUUUUCUGUAAACAUUAAUUAGCAACAAGGCCUAUUUGUAAUCCAAGUACGUGAUGUUACCUGUAUCUUGCACCCCGUUGGGCGGAGGGUCUGGAGCAGAGCAUGACAAAGGUCAUUAGCAGUCCUUAUUCCUCCUGCAGCAUUUACUGGACGCUGGAGUCAGCAGAGAAAGCGUUUGCUCAGAAGCACAAACAGCCCUAGUCCAUAUUUGCAGAAGCCUGGGGGCCACCCUUGCCCUCAGUACUGGGCCAUACUGUCUGACAUGCCUGCCUCUUGCUGCUGAGAGAGGUGGGGAGGCAAGGGUAGUGACUCCACAGGAGCACGGAGCCAGCUGUCAGGGAGCUUCGGGUGGUUGUUCAAGGGGCCCUAGGUAUCUGCUGCUGGUCCCCUCUUUAGAGGUGGGAUUCUCAGUUCUGCCCAGCUUCACUGUAUGUGUGGGGCGAGAUGCCAGGAAGGUAUCCAGAGGCCUGGCCUUUUAAACGGAAAUCAAUAUGUGCAAACCAGAAUGCUGAUGGCAGUGAGGAAGGCUGGCCCCGUGCACCGGGAAGGGCGUCUCUUGGAGGGCUGUGCAGUUGUCUUUUCUAUAUAUUGUUCACGUGUCGAUGCAACACGUAGUGCAUGUGCAUGAAAGUUCUGUCCUUAAGGAGAGUGUGAAAAUACGGUUAUUGUAAUGAGAGUGGCCUUCAAAUGCUUCAUUUCCCUCCCUUGGUAGGAGGAGGUAGUUAGGUUUACUUAUGUAUUCUUAGAGGAGGUACUGGGGAUUGAACCCGGGACCUCGUGCACGCUAAGCAUGUGUUCUACCACUUGAGCUAUACCCUCCCCUCAGAUGUACUUAUGUUUUGAUCCUUCAAAUAAUAAAGCCAUAAUACCAUUUUUAUGUAAUG